Molecule: messenger RNA, 825 nt
Organism: Exophiala aquamarina CBS 119918
Lineage: Eukaryota; Fungi; Ascomycota; Eurotiomycetes; Chaetothyriales; Herpotrichiellaceae
Exons: 1
Coding region: 1-825 (274 amino acids)
Source: RefSeq, a predicted model, not a curated record
AUGUCAAAAGCUACCUUCCCCCAAUUUGAGGAUGCGGAUCCAGUUCCUAGUUAUGAGGACUCGAUCAGCUCAAAUACCUGGACUAGUACUGUCUCACAGGCACGCUUGGCGAGAGAAAAAUCACCAUCCGGCGGUACCUCAUCAAUAACUUCAAUGAUUCGACACGAACGGACCCGGCGACUCCAAUCUCUGAUUGAUUCACACAUCCUUCCGUGCUUCUCCUCAUAUCUCGCCAACGCUGUCAAUAACUUGACGAUCCUCAUUAUUCCCUCGGGCUCAUUACCCUCUACGCGCACAGAGCUGAGUGCUGCAAAUGUGGUAGCUCCUCCUUUCCAGAGCCUUUCCACCACCGGUACUGUAAUAUAUCUGUCCGGUGAGGAUAAUGGCGCCAAUUUCUGGACCCAGGCGUCUGUAGUCCAGGAGCUUGACACCCUUCUGCACCGAGAGCUUUCAGGGAAAUCCCCACAGCAGGACCCGUUGAGCGAGCGGCACGAGCCAAGGGUUCAAUUCGAAUGCCGAUUGACGCCGCAGUCUACUCCCGGAUUACCUGAAAGACCUCAAAAGAAGCCGUGGUUCAAACGUGGAUUGCCGCAAUUGCCUGGGCCGGACCAUGAUCCUACUGGUGAAACGGGAAAGUGGGAUCUUGGCUGGCGUAGUCCAGAACCCGACUCAAAAGAGACUGCCACGAUGAGAACACUACGCCCGGACGAAUUUGCAGUGCGUACUAAGCUCCAAGAUGCCAGUCUUCGAACGGAGAGUGAGAUGGGUUUAUUAGAGACUACGACAGUAAGAUGUAUAUGGGUGCAGGUAGAGGUGGGGGCUUAG